Molecule: messenger RNA, 3478 nt
Organism: Sorghum bicolor (sorghum)
Lineage: Eukaryota; Viridiplantae; Streptophyta; Magnoliopsida; Poales; Poaceae
Product: LEAF RUST 10 DISEASE-RESISTANCE LOCUS RECEPTOR-LIKE PROTEIN KINASE-like 2.4
Exons: 6
Coding region: 243-3353 (1036 amino acids)
Biological process (GO): protein phosphorylation
Molecular function (GO): ATP binding; polysaccharide binding; protein kinase activity
Source: RefSeq, a predicted model, not a curated record
AGCUGUGCAAUUAGUUUUUGUUUUCAUCUAUAUUUAAUGUUCUAUGCAUAUGCCGCAAGAUUCGAUGUGACGAGAAAUCUUGAAAAUUUUUUGGUUUUUGAGGUGAAUUAAACAAGGCCUUAAUCGUUCUGCCUCUGAUUAGGCAUAAUAUAUUGUAGGUCCAGUACUGUAAGCCCUCUAAUAUGUUUGUACAUAUGGUAUUUCUGCCUACUUAUUAGCCUAUUUGCUUUGCAGGGCAUCCAAUGGGAUAUAAAAUGUAUAUUAUUGCAAGCACAUUGUCCCUUCUACUUCUGUGUCUACUUAUCCCCGCACUAUUCCUGGCUCGCAAAUAUGGUUUGCUCUGCAUUAAACGGAAGGAAGAACCAAUGAUCAAGUCCUUUCUGCAAAAGAAUGGAAACCUACAUACAAAAAGAUACACUUAUGCAGAAGUAAAAAGAAUGACAAUGUCUUUUUCUGAAAAGCUAGGACAAGGUGGUUUUGGUGAUGUAUACAGAGGCAGCCUCUCGGACGGCGGUCAGGUAGCAGUCAAGAUGCUAAAGGACCCCAAGGGUGAUGGGGAGGAAUUCAUGAAUGAGGUGUCCAGCAUUAGCAGAACUUCACAUGUCAAUGUUGUUAUGCUCAUAGGAUUUUGCUUGGAAGGAUCCAAAAGGGCACUCAUCUAUGAGUACAUGCCUAAUGGUUCACUUGAAAGGUAUGCCUUCAAUAGCAACAUGAACAACCAAAAUUCUCUAGGUUGGGAGAAAUUAUUUGACAUAGCAAUUGGCAUCGCUAGAGGACUUGAAUAUCUCCACCGCGGAUGCAAUACUCGCAUAGUGCAUUUUGAUAUCAAACCCCACAACAUUUUAUUAGAUCAUGAUUUCUGUCCCAAGAUUUCUGAUUUUGGAUUAGCCAAACUAUGCCCAAAUAAAGAGAGUGCCAUUUCCAUUGCCGGUGCAAGAGGAACAAUAGGCUACAUUGCACCUGAGGUUUUCUCCAAGCAAUUCGGAACAGUCAGUAGCAAGUCAGAUGUCUAUAGUUAUGGAAUGAUGGUCCUUGAGAUGGUUGGGGCAAGGGACAAAAAUAUGAAUGCAGAUAGUGAAUCUAGCAGCCAAUAUUUCCCUCAGUGGAUUUAUGAACAUUUGGAUGACUACUGUAUCAGUGCUUCUGAGGUUAACAGUGAGACCACAGAGCUCGUGAGAAAGAUGAUAGUGGUAGGUUUGUGGUGUAUACAAGCUAUACCAACCGAUCGUCCAACAAUGACUAAAGUCGUUGAGAUGCUAGAAGGAAGCACAAGUAAUCUUGAGCUGCCACCAAAAGUUGCUACUUGCUACAAGUACAGCUCUCUUCUCUGUGUUCUACGGACUACGGAGUACGGAGUACUACUACUCUGCUAUUUCGUGAUGACGCGUCGUCGCUUCUUCUUUCUUGUAGUUGUAGGAGCCUGCCUGAUCCAUGGCUUCGGCACGCCGCGUGGGUGCUCUGCUGCGCCGUCCUCCGGUUCCUCCUCGUGCUCGGCUGCCGUCAUCACGUGCGGCAAGGUCAACAUCACCUACCCGUUCCAUCUCCUCUCCGACGGCGGCGGCGCCUUCUGUGGCUACCCCGGCCUGGGCCUCGACUGCGUGGACGGCAACACGACGGUGCUCCGGCUGAGCACCAACAACAACACCGUGCUCACCAUCAACUACCCCGCGCGCACCAUGUUCGUGGUCGACUCCGGCAUCGCCCGCGCGGGGUACGACUGCCCGAGCGUCGUCCACAACGUGACGGUCGCGCCGGGGUCUGGGGUGCAGUUCACCAAGUCGGACGCCAGCCUCACCUUCCUCGUCGGCUGCGCGGGCGGCGGCGGUGCCGCCCCGCCGUCGACGUGCCUCGACGGCUCCGCACCGAUAGGCUGCGGCCUCAGCGGCGUGGCCGGGGACGGGGAGAGAUCGUACGUCUUCCGCGGCGCCACCGCCACCGCUGCCGCGCUGCCGCCGGGAGGAAGCGAGUGCGCCAGGUCCUGCCGUGGCACGGUGACCGUGCCGGUGUACGCGGCGCUGUUCGACGUGCCGAGCUUGUCCAACCUGUCCACCAGCUACGCCAGGGUGCUCAAGAACGGGUUCGAGUUGAGCUGGGACAGGAGCUUCGACGCGCAGUGUGACCCGUGCGAAAGCUCCGGUGGGUGGUGCAGCUACAACAGGAUGAGCACGGCUUCCGGAGGCGGCGGCCCGUUGGCGUUCAGUUGCAUCUGCCCCGACGGACGGUCGACGCCAACUGACUGCGGGCAUGGUAUCACAAGGAGGAAAAUCAGAACAUAUGUAAUAGCAUCAACAACGAGUAUGGCUUUCGUGCUCCUAUUGUUUCUGGCCUAUCUCAUGCAUCACAAGAGAACCUAUGGCUCAUUCGUCUUCUGGAGAAAACGAUCACACAUUUCUCCAAGAGUUGAAGCCUUCCUUCAAAGAUAUGGUUCUCUCCACCCAAAGAUUUACUCCUAUAUGGAAGUGAAACGGAUGACUAAAUCAUUCGCGCAUCAACUAGGGCGAGGUGGAUGUGGUGUUGUCUACAAGGGCAGUCUCCCUGAUGGCCGCUUAGUUGCUGUGAAAAUGCUAAAGGAGUUGAAAGGGGAUGAUGAGCAAUUCAUGAAUGAGGUAGCAAGCAUUAGCACCACAUCUCAUGUCAACAUCGUGACUCUGCUAGGGUUUUGCGUACAAGGUUCCAAGAGAGCUCUUGUGUACGAUUACAUGACAAAUGGUUCACUUGAGAGAUUUAUCUUCAGCAGGCACUUAGAGGACAAGAAUUCUCUUAGUUGGGGCAAACUAUUCGAGAUUGUGGUCGGCAUUGCAAGAGGACUAGAAUAUCUACAUAGGGGAUGCAAGACUAGAAUUGUGCAUUUCGACAUCAAGCCCCACAAUAUCCUGCUUGAUGAGAACUUUUGUCCGAAGAUAUCUGACUUUGGAUUGGCGAAAUUAAGUGUACAAAAGGAGAGUGCAAUCUCCAUUGGUGUAGCGAGGGGCACAAUUGGGUACAUCGCACCGGAGGUUUUCUCUCGACAAUUUGGAGUUGUCACUAGCAAAUCUGACGUCUAUAGCUAUGGGAUGAUGAUUCUUGAGAUGGUUGGGUCUACAAGAACCACAAAUAAUAAUACUAAUUGUGAGAGCACCGAUGAGCUCUAUUUUCCUCUGUGGAUAUAUGAUAAUUUGGAUCAGUACUGCCUUGAUGCUUCUGAAACGUCUAAGGAUGACGGUGAGGUUGUAAGGAAGAUGAUUGUUGUUGGGUUGUGGUGUGUACAAGUGAUGCCCAUCGACAGGCCUUCAAUGAGUCAGGUAGUUGAGAUGUUGGAGAGUGACCUAAAAGACCUUCAGUUGCCGUCGAAGCCUCUUACCCUUUCUUCAUAAUCAUGAGCAGAAUGCACCCGAAUUUGCUAUUGCUUGUGAGCUAUAAACUUUGAGGUUGUAUAUCCAUCAAAAAAUGGGCAAUAUAAUAUAAAUGUGAGGUCACUCAUAGAAUUGCAUGGCUAGUA